This is a messenger RNA of Tricharina praecox, 1626 nucleotides long. RefSeq names its product Hydroxyethylthiazole kinase family-domain-containing protein. Gene Ontology annotation, molecular function: magnesium ion binding; hydroxyethylthiazole kinase activity; ATP binding. The record is from RefSeq and is a predicted model, not a curated record. Gene Ontology annotation, cellular component: cytoplasm. Lineage: Eukaryota; Fungi; Ascomycota; Pezizomycetes; Pezizales; Pyronemataceae. Gene Ontology annotation, biological process: thiamine biosynthetic process. The coding region runs from base 1 to 1626 and encodes 541 amino acids. The transcript is spliced from 2 exons.
AUGCCGACAAAACAUCUGAGGCCCGACCUAGCCCUCUACUUGGUCACCGAUUCUGGCCUGGUCCCGGAAGGAAAGGACUUCGUCGAGCACGUCAAGGAUGCCAUCCGCGGAGGGGUGACUAUAGUGCAGUUGCGCGAGAAGAAGCUCAACACGCGCGCGUUCAUCGAGCUGGGCCGGAAGGUUCACACGGUCACGAAGGCAGCUGGGAUCCCACUGUUGAUCAAUGACCGCGUUGAUGUUGCGCUGGCCAUCGGCUGCGAGGGAGUACACAUCGGCUGGAGCGACUGCACGUAUGCCGACGCCCGUCGGAUGUUGGGCACUGGCAAAAUCAUCGGUGUUUCCGUGUCCAACGUCGAACAGGCGAACCUGGCUGCUGAGACCGGCUGCGACUACAUCGGCGUCGGUCCCAUAUACGCCACGGGCACGAAGCCUGAUCACAACCCCCCGCUCGGCACCACGGGCGCCCGCGCCCUGCUCGAGCACAUCUGCACGCUUCCUGGCCCCAGCGGCAAUUGGGGCCGCGACGUUCCUGCGGUCGCCAUUGGCGGCAUCAAUUUGAACAACAUCUACUACGUGAUGCACCAGAGCGUGUCGCCGGCGUCACCAGCGCGAAAACAUCUAGCCGGCGUCGCGGUAGUCUCGGCCAUCAUGGCCGCCAGCGACGCGUGCGAGAGUAGCAAGGUCCUCCGGAAGCUCGUCGACGAGGUUCCGCCGUUCGCCGAGCGCCAGCACGGCCAGUUCAUCACGGGCGUCGACUUCAGCGAGAACUUUAUCUCUGUCCUUGCCAAGGUCGUCACUGCCCGUCCGAUGGUCCAUCACAUCACCAACAACGUGGUCAAAAACUUCUCCGCCAACGUCACGCUCGCGAUCGGCGCUUCCCCCAUCAUGUCGGAGGAGAUAUCGGAAGUUGGCGAUCUUGCGAACCACGGUGGCGCGCUGGUGCUCAACAUGGGCACGGCGGGCAAAGACGCGCAGCCGCUCUUCCUCGCCGCGAUGAGGGCGGCCAACGCGCGUGGCAACCCCGUUGUCUUCGACCCGGUUGGCGCGGGCGCCACGCCCGCCCGCCUGCAGUUCUCGCACCUCAUUGUGUCCUCGGGCUUCUGCGACGUGAUCAAGGGCAACGAAUCCGAGAUCCGCGCGGUGUACGGCGACAGCUCGGUGCAGCAGCGCGGCGUGGACAGCGCCCACAACGAGGCCGCCGAUCCGCUGGAUAGAAUCCGGAUCGCGAAGGCGCUCGCGCUCAGGGAACGCAACAUCGUCGUCAUGACCGGUGUCGUCGAUAUCGUCACCGAUGGUGUCAGCAUCUUUAAGCUCUCCGAUGGCAGCCACUACCAGGCGCGAGUAACGGGUACCGGCUGCUCCCUCGGAAGCAUCAUUGCCGCUUGCAUGGUGGUGAACAAGGAGCGGAAACUCACUGCCGUCGUGGCUGCGGUGUGCGCUUACAACGCUGCUGCCAGGGUUGCCGCGGAGAGGAAGGACACCAGGGGACCGGGAAGCUGGCACGUCAACUUCAUGGAUACGUUGUUCGAGUUGCGGCAGACCGCAAAUCCUCUGUUGGAACGGACGCCGGAGGGGAAGCGCUGGUGGGAACUGCUGUACGAGAGGGCUGACAGGAUCCUCGUCUAG